Molecule: messenger RNA, 1945 nt
Organism: Verruconis gallopava
Lineage: Eukaryota; Fungi; Ascomycota; Dothideomycetes; Venturiales; Sympoventuriaceae
Exons: 2
Coding region: 119-1912 (597 amino acids)
Molecular function (GO): dipeptidyl-peptidase activity
Source: RefSeq, a predicted model, not a curated record
CUAUGUGCCAAAAAUUGGAUGUAGUAAAAGGAACACGUCCUGCGCAUUUGAGAAAGAAUUGUUUUCAGCUCACAUCAACUUGAAGGAUUUGUUAGGAUUUUGACUCCACAUUCAAAACAUGCCCAAUAUCAUACGAGAUUUGUCUACUGAAGACACUACUUCCUUUAGCUAUAUCUUCAGACAAAAUGUCAGUAUACCUUUAAAAAGCAGUGAAGGUGUUGUGCGCUGUAAUAUCUAUCUUCCUAAAGGAAAUGCACAGGACAAGUAUCCUGUCCUAAUGACCUACGGGCCAUAUGGAAAAGACAUACAUUACUCGGAUUUUCAUCCAAAAUCCUACAGUGAAGUGAAUCCGGAACACAAGUCAGAACAUUCUGCAUGGGAGACGCCGGACCCAAAGUACUGGACAUCGAAUGGAUAUGCAGUGGUCCGAGUUGACGAACGUGGUCUCGGCCAAUCUCCUGGUGUUCUCGAUACUAUGUCAAAAGGUACUUCCGAGUGUUUCUAUGAUGCAGUGGAAUGGGCAGCAGAGCAGCCUUGGUCAUCUGGGAAAGUAGGAUUGCUGGGAAUAUCGUAUUACGCCGGUAGUCAAUGGCGGGUUGCGGCUCUACGUCCAAAGGGCCUUGCUGCGAUUAUUCCAUGGGAGGGAAUGUCUGAUUACUAUAGGGAUCGUUGCCGGCAUGGGGGAAUCCUGAGUGAUUCCUUUAUCAGAUUCUGGUGGAAUAGACAAGUGAUUACGAAUCAAUAUGGACGACCAGGAAGAAAAGCAAGUAAUUGGGGUCCAGACACCAUCGAGGGUGAUUUGAGCGAGGAAGAACGCGCCGCUUCUCGGAACGAUCAGAACAUCGACAAUGCGAACAACUUCUUCCGAGACCAACCAUACUAUGCAUCCAAAGAAUAUGAUCUGGGAAACAUCGAAGUUCCAUUAUUGAGUGUCGCGAAUUGGGGCGGGAUAUUGCUACAUCUGAGAGGUAAUAUUGAGGGUUAUACUCACGCGGGGUCGAAGUUCAAAUAUCUCAGAUGUAUUGUUGGCCGUCACGAUUUACCAUUUUACUAUCACGAGGAAGUCGAGAUUCAGCGUAGCUUCAUGGAUGCAUUCUUGAAAGGGGAGGAUAGAAUGGGCUGGUCCGUGCCUGGUAAGUUACCUCCGGUGGAUAUAGUGCUGAGGAAAGGAGACGUGGGUUUCAAUGAUCCGGAGAAAGAACGCGCUUUCCCUAGACGUACCGAGAGCUCUUGGCCUAUCGAACGAACACAGUACACGAAAUUCUAUCUGACUUCGAACAAAUCCUUGAUAACGGAUGAGAUGAAGGCAAAAGAACAAUAUCCCUUGAAGCUUUCAUAUCCAGCACUCGGAAGCCUCGAAAAUCCACAGCUAGUAUCGUUUACCACGGAUCCAGUUACAGAAGAGACAGAGAUCACUGGCCAUAUCGUGGCUCAUCUCAACGUCUCAGUGACUCCGUAUAUUGGAAGCAAAACCGUUCCAUCAGAUAUUGAUCUUUUCGUCACGUUGAGACACAUUUCUGCAACAGGAAAGGAGGUGUUUUACACUGGAACGGCUGGUGAUCCUGUUCCGCUUUGCAAAGGCUGGCUUCGCGUAUCUCUACGCAAGGUGAAUGAGUCUCAUCACAAGCAUCGCUCGUAUCUACCUUAUCGAGACUAUUUCUCUACGGAUGUACUCCCGGUGCUUCCUGGCGAAGUAUAUCCUGUAGAUAUUGAGAUUUGGCCGACAAAUGUAGUCAUGGAAAAAGGUGCGAGACUAGUUUUCGAGGUUAGCUCCGGCGAUACUCAAGGCAGUGGUAUUUUCACUCAUCGCGGAGAGAAAGAUAGGACGGAGGAAAAGUUCAAUGGUUUGAACCAUAUCCACUUUGGUCCAAAGUUCGAAAACUACGUUGUUCUACCAAUCAUACCAAAUUAGCAUAGAAAUAUUUAGCAGAGAACUGAAUGGAAU